AUGUGGUCCAAAUACGUUCUUCUUUUUGGAGCAGUUCUUGCCUUUGACUUUGCAGUGGUUGAUGCAGUUGUUUUCAAGUUUACGAAUUUCAAGUGCAAGAGUUACAAUGAGUCGUGCUUCGUUUUUAACUAUUACCGUCUGAAGGCCGUCAGUCGGGACAGGAUUUUGCUCAAUGUGAAUGGAACUGCUCUGCACCCGAUCAAAGACGUUGUAAUUCACACAAAACUCUAUAAAAAAGCCAAUGGUUUCAAGCCAUGGCUUCUGGAGACCACUGUUGACGGGUGCAGGUUUAUAAAUAAGCGCUAUGAUCCAAUCUUUAACAUCGCCUACAACAUCUUUAAGGACUUUUCGAAUAUGAAUCAUUCCUGUCCCUACGUGGGUCACCAAAUCCUCAAAGAUUUUUAUCUAAAACCGGAGUUACUAGUUCUCCCCUUUCCAUCUGGAGAGUAUAUGCUGGCUAUGCGGUGGUACUUCGAUAAGACAUCCAUAAUCGAGACAAAUGUCAGUUUUAUUUUUAUGGAAGAUCUUCUAAAAAGAACAUAGAAGCACCUAAUUAAACCUUCAGUA
Molecule: messenger RNA, 567 nt
Organism: Drosophila ficusphila
Lineage: Eukaryota; Metazoa; Arthropoda; Insecta; Diptera; Drosophilidae
Exons: 3
Coding region: 1-543 (180 amino acids)
Source: RefSeq, a predicted model, not a curated record